Molecule: messenger RNA, 891 nt
Organism: Brassica napus (rape)
Lineage: Eukaryota; Viridiplantae; Streptophyta; Magnoliopsida; Brassicales; Brassicaceae
Product: meiosis-specific protein ASY2-like
Exons: 2
Coding region: 1-891 (296 amino acids)
Source: RefSeq, a predicted model, not a curated record
AUGUCUUCGUCAUUCAGUUUCCCUCGUCCGACUACUAAGACCGAUGAUCUUGAGGACCUUUACAAGGUGUACGGGGUUGAUCGCACCGUCGUUCUUGAUUUAGCCGGCACGACUGAGACUCCCGAAACUGUACGGGAAGGUUAUUGCGGAGCCUAUCUUUCUUUCUUUCACUCCUGCGGUCUUAACUUCCCGAUUCCGGAGCCCAUACUAGAGAUUCUGGCGGAGCUUGGGUUAUCGUUCACUCAAAUCCUCCCGAACUUCCUUAGGUACAUUGUUGUGUUCUUGGUUAGGGCUAGGGAGGAAGAUCUUUCUUUUGGCCUUGGUGAGUUCCGACACCUCGUUCUGGUGAAGCGGAACCAGCAGAAUCCUAGUACCUUCCUUGUGUCUCCGCGCCAAGGUCACCACAUCAUCGAGGACAUCCCCUAUCGCGAUGAGAAGUGGCGCGAGCAGUUUUUCGCUUAUAAGGUGGAUCAAGCGUCAGUUGGCGAAUUCGAUUUCUCUCAGCUUUCUCGGAGUUGGGCUGAGAAUAUCACUCCUUCCGGAAGUUCUUUGAUGUUGGACGAGAUUCGUGGUUUGAUCGGGGUUCUUCGGAGAGGUCGUUCGAACUGGUCUUCGUUUGACCAAACUCGGAUUCGAGCUGCCUUCGCCAUGCCAGAGGGGACCAACAGGGCCUCAUUGGUUGGGGGUUCUGAGGAUGAGGCGGAACAGUCCCAGGAAGUCAUUGCGACUCCUUCCGUUCAGGCUCAGUCUUCAGAUCGAUUGGCUAGACAGCUUGUGAGGAGGUCUUCGUUUCGUACUUCUGGGUCUGCAUCGAGGAACCGAGCUUCUGGUAGACCUACUUUGAUCUCGAUUCAUGACUCCGACGAUGAAGAUGCUUCGGAAGAUAGAUAG